GAAGCGCGCUCCCGACACUUCAGGUGAAUGAGAGGGAAGCGGAGGAGCGGGACCCAGCAGCUCACGGUGCGUCGCACUAAAACAGGAACAAUAAGGGCGAAAUGAAUUGUGUUACGGCGCUCGGGGCGCACGCUUCAGUGACAGCAUGUCUACUCUUCGUGAUGGGAUGCGCUGCACAGAGAGUAUAUUUUGACUGUGGUGCCAAGGUGGAAGUGGUGGACAUCCAAGGCCUCAUUCUGUCUCCUGGCUUCCCCUACAACUACUCCUCCGGCACGCACUGUGUUUGGCAGUUUGUUGUGCCUGUUGAUCACCAGCUUGUUCUAGAGAUAUUUGACUUUGAUGUAUUUGAAAGCCACGACUCUGAAAAUCAAUAUUCUGCUAUCUCUAAUUAUGAAGAAGACACAGAGAGGAAGGUGACUGCUAGCCCUGGGAGUUUAUCUGCAGAUGAACCUUCAGCUGUAGCAAUGGAGUCUAUGCUUCAAUGGAGAAAGGAUGUCUCAAAGGCUCAGCAGACCUCUCAAGAUGGUGAGGUCAAGCAAGUUGUUGUCCAGGAGCAGUCCUCAAAAAUGGAGAUUGCUAGAGUUUCAAAUUCAGCCAAAAGAUCUGCAGAUUCUUCAGCUUCCCCACCUUCAUCUUUUGUCCUCCUUCCUGGGGCUGUUCCUCCAGGAGACAAGAUCAUGAGCUCUGGCUCUGCCCCGCAGUUGAAGAGAGACCUCAAUCCCAAUUUGAGUCCAAGUCCAGUUAUGGAAGAGACCACCUUUAGUUCACCACACUUCACAGAAACUCCAGCUGUGAGCCCUGAAACUCAAUCGAUACUUGAUGCCUGCCCCCACGAUGUCCUCUACAUCUCAGACCUCAUCACCUUUUCCUCUAGGUUCUGUGGGUCCAACCGGCCUCCCAGCAGCCAGCUGGUUUUUGGCUCUAGCCAGGAGAUGGUGGAGGUCAUCAUGGAGCUCAUCACUACCACCCACUGGGGACGGGGUUUUGCUCUUAUUUUCCAUUAUCACAACUUGACUGAGCCAGGGGGAGAUCAGCAUGCUUUGUCUCCACCGGCCAGCAAGGUAGACUCUCUACUUGCUGCUGUGAGUGGAGCAGCCUUCUUCGCUUUGCUACUUACAAGUGUCCUCUGCAUCAUUUUCAGACCCAAAUUGUGUCCAAAAAGAGCGAGUUCCUGCACAUCCAGUAACUCUGAGGUGCCAGAGGAAGCACAAAACACUGGUCCUGAAAUCAGUGAGCUGCAGCUGAUGGCUGAGAGUCAGUCCAUCCCAGAGAUGACUAUACAGCAGGACAACAGCCAGCUACACAAAGUUGCAGCAGAUGGCAACAUUUCCCAGAUUGCAGAGAUGGAUCUUUCCUGCAGUGGCUUGACUGAACUUGAUCUUGGUGCAGAUGAGGUUUUUAUGGCAUCAUCAGUCGCCAGCCCAAACAGGCUACCCUUCUCUCGGCAUGCUAGAGAGAGGUUUCUGCGACACAGCGACACUGGCCCUGGCCCUUCAUGUGACUGGCCCUCAGGAGACCCCAACACUUCCCCUACUGGUGCCAGAUCCCUUAAAGAAAGUGGCAGUGCCUGCUCCAGACCAAGAGCUUGGAGUGUCCGCACCUUUCAGGACUUCUUUCCUCCUCUGCCACAGCUCCACAAGAAGUGGUGUAGCUGGAACUCCACCAGUCCAUUCACCAAGCUGGUCGAUAGUGCCCCAUCCAGGAUGAUGGCUGACAGCAGAGGGGGCAACAGCCGGAAGGUCUUCUCAGAUGUUCAGCUGGAAGCCCAGGCAGACGUUGGUGCUUUCUCUGAUUCAUCCAUCAGCAACGCCUCCUACCCUCUAACGCAACCCGCACAAAGGCAGCGGCGUCUCAACUCCACCAGCAACUUGCGCCGCUCCCGAUUCACAGGACCUUGCUUUGGCCUUCUCUCUGAGGUGAAAGACCCUCUUAAGGGGUCCGUGGUUCCUCCAGGCUCCCCCUCAGAGCCCAGCCCCAGAUCUACCUCCUCCUCCACUCAAUGCCAGAUGGAAGGUGGUCAGGUUGGAAUGAGGCGCGAGUUCCCGGGCGAGAGUGAUCACAUCAGUGUGCCGGUGUUCGCCAUAUCUGAAGAGGAGGACCGUCAGCCUCUUGUUUCAGCUGAACACCUGGAUGUGACUACUGUCUCUGUUGUGGAGAACGGACUGGCUAAGGGGCCACAUGAGGCGCAGAGACAUCCCACUGGGAGCUUCAGCCCCAAAAGGGCCAGACCAGAGUGGAGGCCAUGGGGGAGCCAAGCUUCAGGAGGGGUUGGUCCACAACCUUUCAGCACAUUUAUCGAGUCACAGGAAGUGAAUGUCAGCCAGCCGUCUGUCAGUCUGUCCAUGGGGCUGUGCACUGUGACAAACCAGAUGUGACUCAGUAGUGAGGAGCAAAGACUGGUGCCAGUUUUGUAUUUCUGAACUCCGUUAGCAUCAAUGUUUAAACAAAUAACCUCUGUUUCUGAAAUCAGCUUUUACAAAUGUAUUUCAUAGCCUUUUGUUGGAAAACUCUCCUUCCUUAAUGAAUUUUAUAACAUUGCCCUUUGGGCUAAGAAUACGCUGCAUAUUAUACCAAUUAUACUGAUGUACUCUGUUUAAGUAACUUUUUCCAUCUCCUUGUUAGCACCUUUUAACCAGAUGUCUUAAAUAGUUUAUUGUAGUUACAUCACUCCAGCGGAUGCACUUUGCUUUUUGAUAUUUCUGUCCGUGUUGAUUUAUGCUGCUUGUGUCGGUUUUCUGCCUCUGCCUUCAUGUGGUUGGUCACUUCGUCUGCUCUUCGGCCCACACUUACAACCGUCUCCACGGAGACCAUUUACCCAAAAGUAUUAUGUAGGACAUAGACUCGCAUUUGUAUGAGUGUUAAACCAUUUUAUGUAUACUCCUAAGAUUAUGGAUUAUGAAAGGGAAAUCUAAAAGUAUUAAUAUACACCAUUAUGUAGUACAAUAGCACUUAAAAUAGCAUUUACAGAAAUGAAUAGUAGUUUUAAUAAAGAUGAUUUAAAACCA
This is a messenger RNA of Nothobranchius furzeri (turquoise killifish), 3005 nucleotides long. RefSeq lists its product as uncharacterized. NCBI's taxonomy places the organism in Eukaryota, Metazoa, Chordata, Actinopteri, Cyprinodontiformes, Nothobranchiidae. The record is from RefSeq and is a predicted model, not a curated record.